Molecule: messenger RNA, 1635 nt
Organism: Anopheles nili
Lineage: Eukaryota; Metazoa; Arthropoda; Insecta; Diptera; Culicidae
Gene: PIG-L
Product: N-acetylglucosaminyl-phosphatidylinositol de-N-acetylase
Exons: 3
Coding region: 110-1129 (339 amino acids)
Biological process (GO): GPI anchor biosynthetic process
Cellular component (GO): endoplasmic reticulum
Molecular function (GO): N-acetylglucosaminylphosphatidylinositol deacetylase activity
Source: RefSeq, a predicted model, not a curated record
CAUACAUUCCAAGAGUAACCGGGAACAGUACAGUGGUUUGGGAGAAAUUCCGCGCGCGCAAAAAAUAAUUUUUUGGUUGAUGUGUUUGUCCAUGUGACGUGAUGAGGAAAUGAUUCAUAUUUCCCCAACCGACUCGAACGAAAGUGGAGCCAUUAUUCACAGUGUGCCGACGGAAUACGACGACACCACGGUAUCAGCUACUACACUGCCCACGUUGCUCUACAGCGAAAAGUUGGAAGGAUACCGACAGCAAGACGAAGUGCUAAGAAACGCCGGUGGCUUGGAGGGGUUUUACAACAUCGCUCUACUUUACCUACACGAAACACUGGAUCAUAUCGCCCUAGUGCUACUGGCUUAUAGUAUACUAUGCAUCGUGUUAUACAAGGUGCUGUUUCGUCGUACGGGGUUCUCAGGAUUUGGCCGUUGGUUGGUGCGCAAAAGCCAUCUACCACCGUGCACCCGCGCAUUGCUCGUUACUGCGCAUCCCGAUGACGAAGUAAUGUUCUUCGGUCCAACGAUCCUGGAGCUGCGCCGUCGACAGUGCAGAGUGUUUGUCCUCUGCCUAUCAGAAGGCAACCAUGAUCGAAAGGGAGCCAUCAGACGGCAGGAGUUAUGGGAUGCGUGUGAAAGUCUGGGAGUAAGACCGGAGGAUAUUACGCUAGUGAACGCGACGCACUUGCAGGACGACCCGACGGCCGAAUGGAAAACUGUUACUAUCGCAAACCAACUGCUGCGCCAGCUGGAGUCGCUAGAUGUCGAGCUUUUGGUCACAUUCGACAAAGACGGUGUUAGUGGGCAUCCGAACCAUAGUGCAAUUUACUACGCGACCGCAUCAUUAUGCCUUUCUGGCAUGAUACCAAGCACUUGUAAAGUAUUAAUGCUUGAAUCGGUCAACGUCUACCGAAAGUAUUCGUCGAUAUUUGAUCUUCCUGUGACGUUACUCUUAUCCACAAAUUGGGUUAUCCUGAACUGGAGGGCGCGCCGAGCUGUGCAAAAUGCCAUGCGCUUGCAUAGUUCACAGAUGGUUUGGUUUCGCAAGCUGUAUAUAGUAUUUUCCCGGUAUAUGGUGAUCAAUUCGUUGCGCGAGAUCAACAAAUCGGACAUAGAAUUUGAAAUAUUAGACACCUAAUGCACAGCCUCUUAGUCAACGUGUCCAGACCUGAUGACGUUCGUCAUAAGCUUCUUCCAUUCGCUCGACCACUGUCUGUAGAGAGAAACACGCGAUGCGAAGCACGAAUGAACGAAUAAGAACGUUCCUAGAUCCAUAUUACAAUGAAAGGUACGAUGCGCUUUCGCUAGUCUUUGUUUUUUAUCCCUUAAGUAGUUGAAAUCAUAUGCAACCCUAUUGGAAAACAUGGUGACAAGAGAUUGGGCAACGUUACCGCGAUUCUCUACAUAGGUGUAUUAGUUGCAUUAUACGUUAAGAUGCUGUUAGAUUGAAUUCAAAAUCGCGUAAAAAGAUGCACAAACGCCUAGGAAUGAAUUAAAUUUAUUUAUCAAAUUAUGGUUUGUAAAGCAAAAGACUCUCAAUCUCUUCCGCUUAGGUUAUGUAAUUAUUAUGUGAUCAGAAAUAGUCACUUCUUGAAUUCUGUCAGUUCUUUCCCUAUUUCGAACAUUGAUGAACAUUAUGGAAAU